AUGCAAAUGACGUCGGACGUGCAGGCAGCUGAGGACAGAGCACUUCACUCCAAAAUGGCGAACCGCGACAAGGAGCUGGAGGAGGAGAUUUACGACAAGGUGGUGGACCUGACAGAGUAUGCCAAACGGCAGCGAUGGUGGAACCGGCUUUUCGGGACAAACUCCGGCCCUGUAGCAGAGAAAUACUCGGUGGCCACUCAGUUAGCCAUAGGGGGAGUCAGCGGGUGGUGUGCAGGUUAUCUCUUCCAGAAGGUUGGAAAAGUUGCAGCUACAUCUGUAGGAGGAGGUCUGCUGCUGCUGCAGAUCGCUAACAAUAGUGGUUAUAUCCAAGUGGACUGGAAGAGAGUAGAGAAGGAUGUCAACAAAGCUAAGAAGCAGUUAAAGAAGGGCACCGAUAAAGCCGGCCCAGAGCUGAACACGUUCUUUGAGAAGUCCACAGAGUUUGUGAAGAAGAACAUUGUCGUCACGAGCGGUUUCAUCGGAGGAUUCCUGCUCGGCCUGGCAUCUUAGGCUCUGCCAAACCACGAGAGUCUGUUAUUCCUCUGACGUCGAGAAAAACUUUAGGGAAACAUUAUCAAAAAUUGCUGGAGGGUUUAAAGUGUUUUGGCAGCAGGCGACCUAUCUCAGAUUAGUUUGUAGCUGUGUGUUUCUACAUAAGCUGCACAUCCUUUUGUCUGUUUUAAUACUGCACAUGUGACGAGUACCGUCGACGUACUGUGGGACUGAAUGACCCUCUUAAAAAAAAAAAAACUCCACUGUCUGAGUCAAAUGAUGAUACAUAUCAUGCAGAAUUCAUUUUAAAAAGUGUAAAGGCCAUCAGAAUGUAUUUAUUUAUUUUUUACCAAACUGUCACAAAGGAACAUAAUGCGUCGUUAUUGCUGCCUUGUUGCGCACAAUUAAGCCAAGCAAAAUGCAGCUAAGUUGAUUUAAAUUCACCUUCACAUGGUGUCCAUCAGCACUAAUGUUGUAUUUCUCAAUUCCAGGCUUCAGUUAUCGAUCAUCUUCAGGGCUAAAGUGCUGAUAGGAGGUUGUUAUGCCUCUUUGAGAGGUGCCACAUGUUUGAUGGGUUAUGUCAGCCUCCCCGACAUCUCUUUUUUUAAUGUGUUUUGUUUAGCCAUAAAUUAAUGCUUUAAGCACUGACAGCUGUGGUUUGUCUACUGUGUAAGUUUGAUGAACAGUAAAAAAAAAAUAACAAUCA
This is a messenger RNA of Plectropomus leopardus (leopard coralgrouper), 1198 nucleotides long. RefSeq names its product FUN14 domain containing 1 (gene fundc1). The record is from RefSeq and is a predicted model, not a curated record. Gene Ontology annotation, biological process: autophagy of mitochondrion. Gene Ontology annotation, cellular component: mitochondrial outer membrane. Lineage: Eukaryota; Metazoa; Chordata; Actinopteri; Perciformes; Serranidae.